AUGGCGACGAGCCCCGGACCCUCUCGGAUCCGUGCCGAACCGGAUGCGGCACCGGUAGCAGACCCUUACGCUAUAAAGUACGAAGCGCUGCGCGAGAAGUACGCCUAUGUCCUGGAGAGCAACAACCUGAUCCGCAACCGACUUCACCACGUCAAGAAGGAGGUCAUCUACCUUGGACGCCUGAAGCGUGUCCUAUGUAACAGAUUGCUCGCCGUCGGAGAUCCUUACUACCUGGGCGUCUUGGAAAUUACUGACGAUGACUACAUCGCCAACCAGGAACGUGCGAACAAGAAGAAGGCAGCUGCGAUGGUGAAUCAGCACGAAUUUCCAGGGCCAGAACCACAGAACGAGUUUGCCGAUUGGGUUAUGAAUCAAUUGGACACUGAGGAGAUCGAUCCAGGUAGCAGUCCGGAUAUACAACUCUUCGAAAACGACCCGAUGAUGAGGAACCUAAUGCCAGGUCCCAGCGAGCCGAGAAAACGACGCAAGAAAAUGAGCCCUGAACAGAUUUGCACAAAAGCGAAGAGGGAUAAAAAAGAACGAAAAGUCGAUUUUGCCCUCGAAGCGCUUUUUGAUCAGCUACCAAGCACAUCAGACGCACACAGCUCUAAUCCUGGGUCGCCA
Mesorhabditis spiculigera is the source of this 624-nucleotide messenger RNA. NCBI's taxonomy places the organism in Eukaryota, Metazoa, Nematoda, Chromadorea, Rhabditida, Rhabditidae. The record is from the annotation of a GenBank genome assembly.